Molecule: messenger RNA, 1590 nt
Organism: Meloidogyne enterolobii
Lineage: Eukaryota; Metazoa; Nematoda; Chromadorea; Rhabditida; Meloidogynidae
Source: the annotation of a GenBank genome assembly
UAGAUACAAUUAUCCAUUUUGCUUCGGAUUGUACUAGCAUUCGUUGUUAUCUCCAACCGGAAGAGGCUAUAGCCAACAAUGUUAUAGCCUUUUUGGAAUUUUUGGAAUUAAUUCGAAUUUAUGGAAAAGUGAAGAAAUUUGUACAUAUCAGCACGGAUGAGGUCUAUGGCGAUUCUGAAUUGGGAAGUGAAGCAAAUCCUAAAACAGAAAAAGAACCGUUGCUGCCUGGAAACCCUUAUGCUGCUACUAAAUGAAUAUUAUGCCCAUUUAUAUCAACAACUUUAUGGGCUUCCAUUGUGUACUUUAAGAAUAAAUAAUAUUUAUGGUCCUAAUCAAUGGGAUGUUAAGCUUGUACCUCGAUUUAUUGAAAUUGCACGGAAAGGAGGUAAGUUCCCUGUACAGGGAAGUGGAGACCAGCUUCGCUCAUGGUUGUAUGUUGAUGAUGCUUCUGAAGGUAUCCGGUUAGCAUUUGAAAAGGGAGGGAUUGGAGAGAUUUACAAUUUAGGAACUUAUGUUGAGAGGAAUGUUAAACAAGUAGCAGAGCGUGUACAGGCGGAAGUUAAUCGUCAGCUAGGUGUUAAUGGAGAAGUAGAAUUUGAAAAAAUUCAAGACCGUCCUUAUAACGACCAACGCUAUUUAAUUGACUAUACCAAAGCAAAGGAAGAGUUGGGAUGGGAACCGAAAAUGUCUUUUGAGGAAGGUCUUUCACUCGUUGUCACUUCACAUUUACGCACUAAAACUGAACCUGAACAAAAAUUGUCGGUUAUAAUUUAUGGAGGUAAAGGAUGGGUUGGGCUACAAGUUCAGCAAGUACUUGAAGAAAAAAGUAUUCCCUACGUCUUGGCUAAAUGCAAAAUUGGAAUUGAUUCAGAGGAAAAGGUAAUCGAGGAACUUUUCCAAUUGCGUGGAACUCACGUCCUUUGCUGUACGGGAAGAACACAUGGAGGGAAUUAUAAAACGAUUGAAUAUUUGGAGGGAGGACCCGAAAAAGAUUUCGAAAAUAUUCGAGACAAUCUUUACUGUCCUCUAGCUUUGGCUACAAUUUGUAAAAAAUUGGGACUUCACUAUAGCUAUAUAGGCACAGGCUAUUUAUUUGCUUACGACGAAGGAAUGCAUAAAGUUGGAGGUGUACCUUUCAGUGAAAAAGACCUGCCUACGUUCUUUGGAAAUUCUUAUUCUGUCGUAAAAGGCUUCACUGAUAGAAUGAUCCAACGGCUUAACUAUCAAGAAUGUUUAAACGCCCGUAUCACACUUCCAUUAAAUUUUGAUUUGGAAAGUGACCGAAAUUUGCUCUCAAAAAUUAUAAAAUAUAGACAAAUUUUCGAUAUCCCCGUUUCAAUCACUAUAAUGCCUGAUUGUUUGCCUGCUUUAAUUCAAUUAAUGAUUAAACGACAUACAGGCACCAUAAACUUGGUUAAUCCUGUACCUAUAAGUCUGGCAACAAUUUUAGAUUUGUACAGGGAGGUUGGCAAACUUUAUAAUAUUUUCAUUUCAAGAAUAAACAGUGCUGGGGGUAUUGGCCGUUUUGUGUCUCAGGCUCCGACUUUUUUUAGAUACAUGGCUCAGGCUUCGGAAAUUACAAGAUCCUAA